This is a messenger RNA of Aspergillus udagawae, 894 nucleotides long. RefSeq names its product fungal specific transcription factor domain-containing protein. Gene Ontology annotation, cellular component: nucleus. The record is from RefSeq and is a predicted model, not a curated record. Gene Ontology annotation, molecular function: RNA polymerase II cis-regulatory region sequence-specific DNA binding; zinc ion binding; DNA-binding transcription factor activity, RNA polymerase II-specific. Lineage: Eukaryota; Fungi; Ascomycota; Eurotiomycetes; Eurotiales; Aspergillaceae. The transcript is spliced from 3 exons. Gene Ontology annotation, biological process: DNA-templated transcription; positive regulation of transcription from RNA polymerase II promoter by galactose. Bases 1 to 894 code for a protein of 297 amino acids.
AUGGAAUCCCUAAUCCAACAGCUUCUGUCUAAAUUAAACCAAGGGCAAUUGCCUGAUACGCCAGCGACAGACGUUAUUGGUAUCGCUGAGGCGCAGGUACUACCGGAGAUGCAGCUGCCGAAGCUGCAUCCUUAUAACACGGAUAGCGUCGACGGAAUGUGUACAAUUACGUUUGCUGAUGAAUACUUUCCAGGGUACUUUGGACCCUCGUCCAGCUCGGCUUUUUUCAGUAGUAUUAUUGAAGCGACAAGAAAAAUCCAUUUUGGAGCGGGCCCGACUGUCAGGCGCGCACAGGACAUCUCAAAGCCACCGUCUCCUCCAACCGAAGGACUCCCGGAGGGUCACAGUAGCGAGUCCACAACUAACGGCUUUCUGGAUCCUUUCUAUCUUCCUUCAAGUCAGGACGUAAUGAGCCUGGUGGAAACAUUUUUCGCCAACACGGGUAGACUGUUUCCAUACUUACAUUUAGCGACUAUCGUUGACUUCAACGCCAUCUCAAGGCCGGUAGACCCAACCCGGGUCAAUCGAGCGCACCUGUGUGUAUUGAAUAUGAUUAUGGCUUUCGCCUCCAUUCACUCCCCGUCCAACUCGUCGAGCAUCGUCGACAAGCUAUCGCACGGAAAGGUAUUUUUCGAUAGAGCUCUCCAUUUAUUAGUUCAAAUGAGACCUAGAGAUCCGACACUGGAAUCAGUUCAAGCCGCGUUGUUAGUGGCCCAGUACGUGCAAGGGACGCAGCGAUCGGCUCAGACAUGGAGUAUCGCCAACUCCGCCAUACAGGGCGCCUUUCAGAUAGGUCUCUGGAGGCAACCCACUGUUGACGACCUCGAGAUGGGACCAUUGGAAGCGGAAGUGCGCAAGCGCACCUGGUGGAUGUGCUAUAUGAUAGACAAGUAA